Paramuricea clavata is the source of this 3213-nucleotide messenger RNA. Lineage: Eukaryota; Metazoa; Cnidaria; Anthozoa; Malacalcyonacea; Plexauridae. The record is from the annotation of a GenBank genome assembly.
CUGAAACUGGCCGCCAUAUUGGAAUUAAUGUUAAAAACAAGAACCGCUAAUGCUAUAUUAAAAUGACUAAAAUGUCGAUGACGGUGUCUGUUUAUAAAAAAUCAUAGUUAAUGGUCGUAAUGGCUGGCGAGUUGCCUUCAUCUAAACUUGGGACUAUUGAACAGUAAGAAAAAUUAACCAAAAUAUAAACUUUUAAACAAUGUAUUAAAAUUUGUCAAGCUAUAAUACAGGGGGGAGUGUAUUUUUAAAUUUAUGUUCCUUUUUAUCGUUAUUAGUUGGAAUGAGGUUUAUGAAAAAGAACUAGCAGACUUUGAAGAUACUGGUGAUGAGGGAGAAAUAUGGUGAGUUUUCUUAAAGUUUAAUUCAAGUCAAUUGAGUAAAUGUAUGCAGAUGAGCAGAUCUGCUAAGGGGGUGGGUGGGGUGGGUAUAUCUGUUGGAGGGGGUACAUGAUGAAUCUAAUAAUGACACUCCUUUAAUGAAUCAAAAUAGAUAUAUAGUACACAGUAGAGCAUGUGUUUAUAACAAAUUUGCAAUGGUAUGCCAAAAUGAUGUGAUGUAUUUGGUUAGGUUUGGUGAGCAUACAUUGAAGAAGCUUGUUGGAUGGUUGGAGAACAAUAAAUGUGUUGGGAAAGAUUUCAAUGUGCUGGAUAUUGGGUGUGGAAAUGGCGUUACACUUGUUGAAAUGGUACGGUUCAACUUGACUAACCCUAUACUGGAUAACGCUUUUUUUUCUAAACAGUUCUUCCUAGAGUUCCAAUCAGGGCCACCCGUAUUGUUCUAGUGUUUCUAGUAAUUAGGAAACCAGCAUGCCUGGAAAAGACUUUCUGCAAACUGUUUUUUCACCUGCUGUUUUUUAGGCCAAAAGAGGUUUUGUGAACCUAACUGGAUGUGAUUAUUCAUUACAAGCUGUAGAACUGGCAAGGAAUAUUGCUAAAAGAGAAACUGUGAAAAUUGAUUACAUGGUAAGCAAAUAAGAUCAACUUUUUAUUCAUCAGGUAUGGAAACAUUAAUUAAAUUCCAUUCUUAAGGCCUGAUUUCUAGUGUGAUUUUCUUCUUUCUAUGCAUGUGAAUGAGUAUGAUGAGUUAUGAAUGUUCUGAGUGUUUUACCCUCAUCUCAAUAUUCACAACUCAUCCACUCGUUCACAUCCAUCACAAGAAGAAAAUUGCACCUAAAAUAGCAGCAAAAAUUACAAGUGUCAAUGGGCCUUUUUCGACUCCUUUAUAAUUCAUGAGUAAAACACAGUCAUUAUGAGGUUCAGAUUCUAACUUCCACUACUGCUACUAUUAACCAAUCAGAUGUGGAGUCAAUCCGUUAACCAAUCAGAUGCAUUGAGCCAACCCCAUUAACCAAUCAGAUACAUUGAGUCAACCCCAUUAACCAAUCAGAUGCAUUGAGUCAACCCCAUUAACCAAUCAGAUGCAUUGAGUCAACCCCAUUAACAAAUCAGAUGCAUUGAGUCAACCCCAUUAACCAAUCAGAUGCUUUGAGUCAACCCCAUUAACCAAUCAGAUGCAUUGAGCCAACCCCAUUAACCAAUCAGAUACAUUGAGUCAACCCCAUUAACCAAUCAGAUGCAUUGAGUCAACCCCGUUAACCAAUCAGAUGCAUUGAGUCAACCCCAUUAACCAAUCAGAUGCAUUGAGUCAACCCCAUUAACCAAUCAGAUGCAUUGAGUCAACCCCAUUAACCAAUCAGAUGCAUUGAGUCAACCCCAUUAACCAAUCAGAUGCAUUGAGUCAACCCCAUUAACCAAUCAGAUGCAUUGAGUCAACCCCAUUAACCAAUCAGAUGCAUUGAGUCAACCCCAUUAACCAAUCAGAUGCAUUGAGUCAACCCCAUUAACCAAUCAGAUGCAUUGAGUCAACCCCAUUAACCAAUCAGAUGCAUUGAGUCAACCCCAUUAACCAAUCAGAUGCUUUGAGUCAACCCCAUUAACCAAUCAGAUGCAUUGAAUCAACCCCAUUAACCAAUCAGAUGCAUUGAGUCAACCCCAUUAACCAAUCAAAUAAAGCCAGUGAGAGGCAUAUAGCAGCAGUGGUAGUAGUUAAGUCAAAUUGUGGAAUGAUACCACAGCAAUAAAAGUUCAUAAAUUAAAUACAACUUUUAUGUUGAAUUUCUCUUUAAAUACUACUUAGUUUGAGAAGUUUAAUCAUGCACUCAAAGUGGUGUCCUAAAGUGCAAAUUUCAAAUUUGUGCAGCGGAGAAAUGGAUGAAUUAUACAACUGAAAUAACGUUUCUUUAUACCUUAGGUUAUGGACAUUUUGGAUUUGGAAAACUCGGCAUUAAAAGAAAGACAUUUUGAUGUGUGUAUUGACAAGGGAACGUACGAUGCAAUAAGUUUAAACCCAGAGAAUUCAAAACAUUGUAGAGAACUUUACAAAAAAUCUCUUUGUCAACUUUUGAACACAAAUGGUGUAUUUGCAUUGGCUUCUUGUAACUGGACACUUGACGAACUGAAGGACUUCUUCAAAUCAGGUAAAAUUUUAACAAGUAUAUGAAGUAUAUAUUUCAUGGAAAAAAUGAUCGCGUUGUGCGCAUCUUUUGCGAAAAAUGCCGCUGCAUUUCCCCAGCAGUUAAAAUGUGUUCAUGUGGUCGGGAAUGUAAUUUAUUCGAGAAUUAUAUUCAUUUACUAAAACCAGAAUAGCGUGCGAAAACAUUUACCCAGUUGCCGAGAAGGAACGCACUUCAAAGAUCCGUUAGAAUGGUGAAUUUUGUUAAUUUUUAGAUUUUGAUUUGAUUGAAGAAUUACCAAGUCCUAAGUUUACGUUUGGCGGAGUGGCAGGGCAGAGUGUAACUUCUUGUAUUUGGAGAAAAAUAUCUUAAAACCAAUAAAUGUGUUGUCGCUAACACAGGUUGAUAACUUUAUGACAAACCGCCGAUCUCAGCAUUACUAGGAUCUUAGAUUAAUAUCAUAGUCAAUAAAUAACUUGUUGAAAAACAAGACUAUUGUCUUCGUGAGAGAAAACGUUCGUUACGUAAAGCUGAAACUUUUCUUACAACUUGAAAGAGCUCUAAACAGACUAAAGCCCUGUCUAACCUGUUAUGUAUAUAGAGGUCCAGUAAGGACCACUGACCAAUGUGACCGUAACUCUGGCAAUUUCAAAACCAGUUGAGACUAAUGAUUCUUCCGUCAACCUCUAAUACGCAAAUGGUUUUUCUUUACUUUUUGAAUAAGUAUUCGUUUAAGAAUCAUUUUCAUGACGAAUAAAGCA